Daktulosphaira vitifoliae (grape phylloxera) is the source of this 588-nucleotide messenger RNA. RefSeq names its product zinc finger BED domain-containing protein 5-like. The record is from RefSeq and is a predicted model, not a curated record. The transcript has 2 exons. Lineage: Eukaryota; Metazoa; Arthropoda; Insecta; Hemiptera; Phylloxeridae. Bases 1 to 588 code for a protein of 195 amino acids.
AUGGACGAAUCAACCGAUAUUGCUGGUCUUGCUGUGCUAUUGGUGUUCGUUCGUUACGUAAACAUGAAAUCUUUUGAGGAAGAACUUUUAUUUUGUAAACCACUUUUACCUAAUACGACAGGGGUUCAAAUUUUCGGUUUAUUGGAUGAUUUUUUAACAGAAAAUCAGAUUCCAUGGACAAACUGUAUCGAUGUAUGUACAGAUGGUGCUAGGGCCAUGACAGGUGCAACAGCUGGAGCAAUAGCUAAAAUAAAGGAGAAAUCGAAUGAAACUACUAGUAGUCAUUGCAUACUUCAUAGACAUGCUCUAGCAAUGAAAAAUAUUCCUCUCUGUCUAAAAAACAUAUUGGAUGAAGCCAUAAAAAUAGUCAACUUCAUCAAGUCACGUCCUCUGAAAUCUAGACUUUUUAAAAUCUUGUGUGACGACUUGGGAAGUAUUCAUAAUACGUUACUUUUCCAUACAGAAAUCCGGUGGUUAUCUCGCGGUAAAGUAUUAACACGGUUAAUGGAAUUAAGGGCUGAAGUUUCUUCAUUUCUAAUGGACCACAACGUUACAUUAACUGAAACUAUGAAUGACGAAGAACUUUGA